This is a messenger RNA of Actinia tenebrosa (Australian red waratah sea anemone), 2463 nucleotides long. RefSeq names its product guanine nucleotide-binding protein G(o) subunit alpha. Gene Ontology annotation, molecular function: GTPase activity; G-protein beta/gamma-subunit complex binding; GTP binding. Gene Ontology annotation, biological process: adenylate cyclase-modulating G protein-coupled receptor signaling pathway. The record is from RefSeq and is a predicted model, not a curated record. Gene Ontology annotation, cellular component: heterotrimeric G-protein complex; cytoplasm. Lineage: Eukaryota; Metazoa; Cnidaria; Anthozoa; Actiniaria; Actiniidae.
UGGGCGAAAUCGCGGACCAAAAUCGCUCUGAAACCGAGAGACCAAUGGAGGUUGAAGUCUGCUAUUUUCUACUUGUGUUUUCGACCUAAAGCAGCCAUCAUAGCCUGGCUCCCUUUUCAGAAUGGGUUGCACUUUAAGUGCAGAAGAAAGAGCUGCCAUUGCAAGGAGCAAAGCGAUUGAAAAAAAUCUCAAACUUGAAGGAGCUCGGGCGGAAAGGGAUGUGAAACUGUUGUUACUCGGUGCAGGAGAGUCAGGAAAAAGUACGAUUGUCAAACAAAUGAGGAUCAUUCAUGAUCAUGGCUUUUCACCCGAAGAUUACAGACAGUACAAGCCGCUUGUUUUUAGCAAUACCAUCUACUCUCUUCUUACAAUUAUCCGUGCAAUGGAUAAAUUACGGAUUGACUUUGAAAACGAUGAAAGACUGAUGGAUGCUAAAAUGGUAUUCGAUGUUAUAGCCAGAGCAGACGAUACAGAACCUUUUUCUCCCGAAUUAACCGAGUCUAUGAAAAGAUUAUGGCAGGAUUCUGGUGUGCAACAGUGUUUUAGUCGAUCAAGAGAAUAUCAACUCGGAGAUUCCGCUAAAUAUUAUUUAGAUUCAUUAGAUCGGAUAGGAGCCAAAGACUAUGAAGCAACGGAGCAAGAUCUUCUAAGAACAAGAGUGAAAACAACUGGAAUCGUGGAAGUACAGUUUGAUCACAAGAGACUUCACUUCAAGUUAGUUGAUGUUGGAGGUCAACGCUCAGAACGAAAAAAAUGGAUUCACUGUUUUGAAGAUGUUACUGCUAUAAUAUAUUGUGUGGCUCUGAGUGCUUAUGACCUGACAUUAGAAGAAGAUGAAACAACAAACCGUAUGGAUGAAAGCUUGAAACUUUUUGAGUCCAUCAUCAACAAUAAAUGGUUUUUGGAUACAUCUGUAAUUUUAUUUCUUAACAAGAAGGAUUUGUUUGAAGAGAAAAUUACAAAGUUCUCUCUAACAAUUUGCUUUCCUGAUUAUCCAGGACCGAACACAUUCGAUGAUGGUGCAAAAUAUAUAAGAAAACAAUUUGAAUCAAAGAACUUAAACGAUGAAAAAGAAAUAUACACUCACCUGACUUGUGCGACGGACACACAAAACAUCAAUUUUGUAUUUAAUGCAGUAACGGACACAAUUAUAGCUACUAAUUUGAAAGGAUGUGGUCUGUAUUGAGACCUGUGGGUGACAGCAUAUAUUUGAAUGGCACUGGGUGCUGAGACUUCGAACAAGUUUGUGAGAUGCUCAGACUCAAGCAGCGAUGAACAUUCAUUAAGUGAUGACGUCAAGCCCUGUGGAAGAACACAAAUACUACUAAUACUGUAUUAUUGCUGAAUACAAACGGGCUACAACUUACAGUUAAAUGAUUAUUAUAAUUUAUAAUAACGAUAGUAAUAAGGUGGUCAACUAUCAGAAUGACAAUGGAUCAGCACAAUUUUACCAGACCAGGCCUUGCUAUACUCGUGUAGGCCAUCGUGUGAUAAAAAAAACCCAUUGAAGCCGAUAAUCUUAAAAUAGUAAUUAUAGUUUAUUUUUAAGCAUUUUUWAAAAUAAUUCGUAAGGCUUUGAUGAGAUCAUUAGAGUACAUUGUACCAGUAAUUUUACUUUUUAAAUGACAACAACAUUUUAAAUGUAAAUAGACCCUGAAUAUGUGGUGGUUUUUAAGAAGUGACUAUUGGCCCUUCCGAGGUUGAUGAAAACUGGAGCGAGGUGGAAUAGACGCUUUUCAAGUUCUAAAUUACCGCUGUGUUUCUUGAUUACAGACUCAUUUACUCAGGGUUAGCCUCGGUUUUGUGUAGAAUAUUCACGUGUUCUAGUCAAGGUCCGUCAAGUUUCAAAGUGUCCGUAUUGUUGAAGUUGUGCAUUCUUUACUUUACCGUUGGUAUUUGUGAAUAUUUAGACGCUGAUUCGAGGCUAAGCCUUAGUAAGGGCUGUUUUAGGUGACAUGUUUCCAAGAUGGCGUCUAUUUCGUCCCUUAAAACAAUGUUGAAGUUGUGCAUUCUUUACUUUACCGUUGGUAUUUGUCAAUAUUUAGACACUGAUUCGAGAUAAGCCUGAGUAAAUUAGUCUGUAAUCAAGAAACACGGCGGUCAUUUGGAACUCGAAAAGGGUCUAUUGCUGUGAGUUUAGGGGCUGUUUUAGAUGACAUGUUUCCAAGAUGGCGGCUAUUUCGUCCCUUAAAACAGCCCUACUAUGCACUGCAUUGGAAACUCGACCCAAUUUUUUCAUCAACCUUGGAAUGUCUGAUCCUAAAAUUAGCUAGUCAUCAUGGCUACAAGCUGACGAUGAUUGGAGAAACUGUCUUAUGAAUUUAUUUUUUACAACUGUUGUCUUACAUGUAGUUGGAAUCUCAAGAUUAAUUUAAUAUACGCGCAACUUCACAUUAUUCAAACACUAAUAAUUAAAUUUGAUCUUAAUAUCAGAACAAAUACAUUGUAAACUGACAUACUACA